UUAUUACUCUCUUUCACCAUUUUUCAUGGCUUUUUUUCCUCAAACAUUUCUGAAGAUUUUAACUUUGUUUGGUUGUUUGUCGGUGGAGAGUAGCAUCCAAUGUUAUUAAAAAUAAAAAUAAAAACCUGCCCUUUCAAUUAAAACCCAACAAAAAUCCAACUAUUAUCAUCCUUCUGGUUUCUGGGUUUAUGUGGUUUGUAAUUUAAGCCACAAUCAUUUCAGCUUCCAUCACUUCAAAUGCCAGUUUCUUCUUAACAAUUCUCUCUGUAAUGUUGGUUCAAAGCUUUAGCUGUUGUUGAAAAAACUUGAUUCUCUGCAUAAAAACAAAGAAACUGAAACUAGAAUCAUGGACCACAAAUCAUGGCUUUGGAAGAAAAAAACUUCGGAAAAGACUAUUGUUGCUACGGAUAAGGUCGAUGUUUCUGUGAAACGAAUUAAUGAAGAGGAACGAAUGGAGGGGGGACGAGAUAGAAUAGUAAAGAAUCUAAAUGAGAACCUUGCUUCGGUUCUCCUUGAUAAUCAUGCUAAGGACGAUUUGAUGACAAAAAAUGUGAAAAUGGCACCGGUACUGAAUGCAGGUCAGGACAUGGCUGAAGCAGAUGCAUUCGCUCUGAAGAAAGAGCUACAUGAAGCUUUGAGGCAAGGGAAAUUGGCAAAUGAAAAGUUGACUCAGUCGGAGGUUGCGUUGAAGGAAUGUAUGCAACAGCUAAAUUUUGUUCGAGACGAGCAGGAGCAAAGGAUCCGUGAUGCUGUUGCAAAGACAUCAACUGAGUUCGAGAAAGAACAGAAAGCAUUACAAGACAAGUUGACAGACACAAACAGAAGGCUUGAAGAGUUGACUAUCGAGAAUUCUCGGCUAGCUAAAGCCUUGCUAGUCAAAGAAAAAAUGAUCGAAGAUCAGGAGAAGCAGAAAUCUCAAUCAGAAGCAGAAUUCAGUGCACUAAUGGCUAAAUUAGAUCUCACUGAGAAAGAGAAUGCAUUUCUCAAAUACGAGUUUCAUGUUCUCGAGAAGGAGCUUGAGAUCAGAAACGAAGAGAUGGAAUAUACCCGUCGAUCAGAAGAUUUAGCACAUAAACAACAUUUGCAGGAUGUAAAGAACAUUGCUAAGUUGGAAGCCGAAUGCCAAAAGUUACGUUUACUUCUACAAAAGAGGCUGCCAGGUCUGGCUGCCGUGGUGAAAAUGAAGAAUGAAGUCGAAAUGCUGGGAAAGGACAAGUCAGAGACAAGAAGAAGAAAGCUGAACCCAACUAGAGAUUUGAUCGUCAGAGGCUCCACUGCUGACAUAUCUCCUGAAAAUCCAAUCAAGAGUAUCAAUCUCUUGUUGGAGCAAUUACACAAUGUGGAAGAAGAAAACAAGAAUCUCAAAGAAAUAAUGACCAAGAAGAAUGCUCAAAUCCAAUCAUUGGGUUUAAUAUGUUCUCAAACAUCAUCCAGGCCAACAACAGAAAUUGGGAUUCAGCCUAAAGAGUUGUUUAAAGGACAAAAGUCCAUGGAGCUGGUAAGGAGUAGUACGAUAUCAAGUGAACUAUCCAUAACAUCAGGUUUUGAUAUUGGCAGCUUUGAUGGAACUAGCUCUUCUUGUUCAUGGGCUAAUGCAUUGUUUCCAGAAUCUGCACGCUUGGACAAAAGACUUAAGAAUCCAAUGGAUCACAAGGUCUUUACAGUUCCAGAAAUGAGAUUAAUGGACGAUUUUGUAGAGAUGGAAAAAUUAGCCUUAUCGGAUGGUAAGGAAUUGGUGCCAUUUGAGCAAGGUCAUGGUACCUUCAGCAAUACAAAGCAGAUGCAGUCAAAAGAUGUAGCAGGUGAAAGAUCAUUUGAUUGGCUUCAGGUUGUUUUGCAAGCUAUCUCCAAGCACAAAUGUAUUUCCAACCGAAGUUCAAUUGAAAUUCUUGAGGACAUCAAAAUUGCUUUGGGUUGUAGCAGUCUUUUAAAUGCUCCUGAUGUUGAUAAAACUGCAUGUUCAAUGCAUCCCAUAGAAGCUGAUGGUCCCCAUAUCAGCGGCUACAUAGCCUGGAAAUCCCCGAACGCUUCUCCUAGUACAGGUUCACUAAGCGGAGCUUCUAGUGUUGAGACCUCAGCCGAAAAAACAAAAAAGCCACUGUUUCAGCCUGAUCUGAACAAGUCAAUCGGUAAAAUCAUUGAACUGAUUGAAGGAAUUGGACUAACAUCUUCCGAUUCUUCUGACAGUUGUCUAGAGAAAAAUCAAACCCCCAAACAAUCACCAGCUCAUGCAGACUACUUUGUUCGUGUUUUUCAAUGGAAAAGUUCAGAAUUAAGCACCGUUCUACAACAUUUUAUUCGUGCAUGUAACAAUAUGUUGAAUAAAAGGGCUGAUCUUGAAACUUUUGCUGAAGAACUCUCAUUUACUUUGGACUGGAUUGUGAACUAUUGCGUUACUCCUAAGGAAGCUUCGAGUGCGAGGGAUAAGAUCAAAAGACAUUUUGGUUGGAAUGAUUCACAAAGUGAAAAAGAAGUUGCUUAUGCAAGCCAUGGUGUGGAAUCAGAUGUGACCCACAUUUCUAAAGAACAAACAUCACUUGUAGACUCCUUUGCUUCUUUGCCUGAUCAGAGUCACAGUGUUAUCCCCCCACUGGAGGAAGAAAACAAGAGAUUAAAAGAUGAUCUGAAGGAUAUGAAAACGAGGCUGGAGUCAGAAACAGACAAGAGUGAGGCCCUGAUGUUACAACUUCAAGAAUUAAAGGAAAGCAUCGGAAGCUUACAAGCAGAACUUAAUAUGUUGAAAGAAUCAAAGGAAAUGAUAGAGGAACAGGUUGAAAAUCAGAAAUCAAUUAAUGAAGAUCUCGAUACACAGCUCACUGUUGCCAAAGCUAAACUAAACGAGAUCUUCCACAAGUUAUCAUCUUUGGAAGUUGAGUUGGAGUACAAAAAUAGCUGUUGUGAAGAGCUAGAAGCUACUUGUCUUGAGCUUCAACUCCAGUUAGAGAAG
This is a messenger RNA of Gossypium raimondii (Peruvian cotton), 2947 nucleotides long. RefSeq names its product filament-like plant protein 7. The record is from RefSeq and is a predicted model, not a curated record. The annotation marks the transcript as partial. The transcript is spliced from 4 exons. NCBI's taxonomy places the organism in Eukaryota, Viridiplantae, Streptophyta, Magnoliopsida, Malvales, Malvaceae.